AUGAGAUUAAUUGAAAUUUAAAACGCUAUAUAUUGUGCAUAUUAUACAUGUGUACUAUAAAUACUUGUACAAGAAAUUAGGUUUAGGUACAUUAUUCUCCAAAUCAUCAGUCUCUACAAAGUAUAUAAAAAGCAAGUAGUCGAUCUCUACGUUGUAUUCGAUAAUGGCCUCUCAGCUACUGCAGGCAUCUUUGGUCUUCACGGUGACAAGGAAAAAGCCUGAGCUUAUAGCUCCGGCGAAACCAACUCCACGGGAAAUCAAGUGCCUCUCCGACAUUGAUAGCCAACCAGGUUUGAUGUUCCACGUUCCAUUUAUGAUGUUUUAUCGCAAUGAGCCUUCCAUGAGCGGGAAAGACCCCGUCAAGGUCAUACGUGAAGCUCUUGCUAAAACCCUUGUUUUUUACUAUCCCUUCGCGGGUCGGCUCCGGGAGGGAUACGGAGGGAAGCUGAUGGUGGAUUGCACCGGCGAGGGCGUCAUGUUCAUCGAGGCUGACGCCGAUGUCGCGCUUAAACACUUCGGACAUGCGCCCAGGCCUCCGUUUCCAUGCUCAGAUGAACUUCUUUACGAUGUUCCAGGCUUCGGAGGAAUUCUCAACAGCCCCUUGCUCCUUAUUCAGGUGACUCGUCUAAGGUGUGGAGGUUUCGUUUUUGCUAUACGCCUAAAUCACACCAUGUCAGAUGCCUCUGGUCUAGUCCAAUUCUUGAACACCAUAGCCGAAAUUGCAAGAGGUGCAGAAGCUCCAUCGGUUUAUCCAGUAUGGCAACGGGAGUUUUUCGACGCCCGUAACCCUCCCCGCAUAACAUGCACACAUUAUGAGUUUGAAGAGGAACCCGCAGAUUCAAUGGGACCAAACAUUAUUCCACUCGACAACCUCGUCCAUCGUUCUUUCUUCUUCGGACCUACCGAGAUUUCGGCUUUACGUAGGUCUCUCCCGCCCCAUUUGCUCAAAUGUUCGAGGUUCGAGGUGGUAACGGCUUGUCUUUGGCGCUGCCGUACGAUUGCCAUGGAAUUUGACCCCAACGAGGAGGUGCGGAUCUGUGGCACAGUCAACGCACGUCCUAGGUUAAAAAAUCCCCCGGUUCCAAAUGGGUAUUAUGGGAAUGCAUUUGUUUAUCCCGGAGCAAAAUCAACUGCAGGCAAAGUGAGCAAAAAUCCACUGGCUCACGCACUCGAGUUGGUCACUAAUAUAAAAUCUAGUUUUACCGAAGAAUACAUUAAAUCGGUAGCUGACUUAAUGAUUCUUAAGGGACGACCAAGGUUCACCGUGCAAGGGACUUUUAUUGUUUCAGAUGUUUCUCGUUUUGGAUUCUCAGAAUUAGAUAUUGGAUGGGGCCAGUCGGUUUUUGGUGGGCCGGCUCAUGGAGGUGUGGGUGGUAUUCCCGGUUUAAUAACCUUUUACUUACCAUAUGAAGAUAACAAAGGCGACCGUGGGAUUCUGGUUCCGAUGUGCUUGCCGGCGAUUGCAAUGGGGAAGUUUGUGAAAGAGCUUGAAAACUGCUUAAUGAAGUGAACUUCAUCGUCCCAAAAGUCAAAUGCAUUUAUAUGUGGUAGUUAAUUAACAUCAAUCAUAUUUAAUUUCAACCUACGAAUUGUCUAUAUUUAUCUUGUUAUUUAUUGUUGUCGCCACAAAUAUGGAGCACCAGGUAUUAUCGUGUGUUUAUAAAAGAUUGAAAUUAUAUAAGUUAGUUGGUACGGUGUGAGAUAUUGAUUUAAUUUUUUUUUUUUGAGUUA
Ipomoea triloba (trilobed morning glory) is the source of this 1731-nucleotide messenger RNA. Its product is annotated as benzyl alcohol O-benzoyltransferase-like. Bases 164 to 1510 code for a protein of 448 amino acids. The record is from RefSeq and is a predicted model, not a curated record. Lineage: Eukaryota; Viridiplantae; Streptophyta; Magnoliopsida; Solanales; Convolvulaceae. The transcript is spliced from 2 exons.